Messenger RNA from Entelurus aequoreus (snake pipefish), 2840 nucleotides. Its product is annotated as oocyte zinc finger protein XlCOF22-like. Gene Ontology annotation, biological process: central nervous system development; regulation of transcription by RNA polymerase II. The transcript has 3 exons. The record is from RefSeq and is a predicted model, not a curated record. Gene Ontology annotation, cellular component: nucleus. Gene Ontology annotation, molecular function: RNA polymerase II cis-regulatory region sequence-specific DNA binding; DNA-binding transcription factor activity, RNA polymerase II-specific. The coding region runs from base 313 to 2205 and encodes 630 amino acids. Lineage: Eukaryota; Metazoa; Chordata; Actinopteri; Syngnathiformes; Syngnathidae.
CGGCGAGGAUAAAGCAAGAUGGCGUCUGACGGUGAAGACGUUAUUGCAGUCGUCACAGUUCAGUGUUCUUAAUCUGUGCGUCCAUGUACACAUAUAUGUCCUUUAUUAGACUCUAUUAAAUAGAGUAAACAUCUUUAAUAACUGUUUGCAUCCGGUUAUAUUAGUCUGAGCGCACUUUGACGCUUCUCGUGCUAGCGUAGCUUAGCUAGUUAGCUUAGCGUGCUAGCUGCUAACAAAGAGAGGCGGAAGUGAUCAAAACACAUCGCUAAGCAGAGAUCAAGUGUGAGUGUAAAGUGUUGUGAUUGUGUGAAAAUGUGCGAAAGAACGAUAGCAGAGUACGAGGAGGAACUUUGUCCAACAAAAGAGGAGAAGGAGCGACAACAUCAAAAACAUCAAGUUGUGUUACACAGAACAGACAUCCAUCAGCUGAUUGAACACCAAGAAGAAUGUCUCCCUCAUCUGCAGGGGGACAGUUUCACUUUAGAGGAUCCACAGCCCUCGCAUUUUAAAGGGGACAAGGAGGAUACACAGCCCCCUCAUUUUAAAGAGGAAGAGGAGGGAGAGUGUCCUGUAGGGCAGGAGGAGGCUGAUCUCACCAAGUUUCCACUGACUGUUGUCUCUGUGAAGACUGAAGAGCAUGAAGACAAACCACCUGAGUCCUCACAGCUUCAUCACAGUCCAAACGUCUGGGAAGAAUAUCUUCACCCUGAGCAACAGAAGUGGAGCUUCAGGAUGCGGACAGAUGAGCCACAACCCUCCCACAUUAAGAAGGAAGAGGAAUACCCACUGAUCCCCCAUUUUAAAAAGGAAGUUGAGGACCCACUGACACCCCAUUUUAAAGAGGAAGAGGAGGACCCACUGACACCCCAUUUUAAAGAGGAAAGGGUGGAUCCACUGAGCCCUCACAUUAAGGACGAAGAGGAGUAUUUACUGACCCCUCACAUUAAAGAGGAAGAGGAGGAAAACAGCAUCAGUCAGCAGGGAGAGCAUCUUGAAGGACUGGAGGAGGUUGAUGUCACCAAGAUGCCAGUGACUGGUGUCCCUGUGAAGAGUGAAGGUGAUGAGGUCAAAGGUGAAAGUGAGGAGAAGAGAGAGGCGGAGCCUCCAAGCAGCAGCUCAACUCAACACAUGACAACAGAAGCUGAUGGAGACCACUGUGGAGGAUCACAAGCAGACAAGCUCUUAGCUCCACUAUCAGAUAGUGAGGACACAACGUCACACUCUCCUGACACUGAUGAUGAAGACUCUAAAGAUGAUAAGACAUGUCACACUGACAACACACACUUCACAUGUUCUCACUGUGACAAAACUUUUAAAUAUCCUAGUUAUUUGAAAAGACACAUGAGAACACACACUGGAGAAAAAACUUUUUCAUGUUCAAUCUGCGGUAAAGAUUUUACUCAUAGGCACGAUUUGAAAAUACACAUGAGAAUACACACUGGAGAAAAACCUUUUUCCUGCUCAGAAUGUGGUAAAAGUUUUGUAACAAAUCAAAGUUUAAAAGCACACAUGGGAACACACACUGGAGAAAAACCUUUUACAUGUUCAAUCUGCGGUAAAGGUUUAACUCAUAGGCAACAUUUGAAAGUUCACAUGAGAAUACACACUGGAGAAAAACCUUUUUCCUGCUCAGAAUGUGGCAAAAGUUUUAUAAUAAAUCAAAGUUUAAAAGUACACAUGAGAACACACACUGGAGAAAAACCUUUUUCAUGUUCAAUCUGCGGUAAAUAUUUUACACAUAGGCCACAUUUGAAAGUACACAUGAGAACACACAGUGGAGAAAAACCUUUUAUAUGUUCAAUCUGCGGUAAAGAUUUUACACGUAGGGAGCAUUUCAAAUCACACAUGAAAAUACACACUGGAGAAAAACCUUUUUUAUGUUCAAUCUGUGGUAAAGAUUUUACUCGCAGUGAGCAUUUCAAAACACACAUGAGAAUACACACUGGAGAAAAACCUUUUUCAUGUUCAAUCUGCGGUAAAGAUUUUACUCGAAGGGACUAUUUCAAAACACACAUGAGUACACACACUGGAGAAAAACCUUAUACAUGUUCAGUAUGUCAUAAAAGUUUUGUACAAAGUCCGCAUUUGAAAAGACACAUGAUAACACACACAGUGUUGAGUUGCAUUGUGUGUGGUGAAAGAUUAUCUUCUAAGUACCAGUGUAAGAAACACAAGUGUGCUGGUGAGAACAGCAGCAGCAAAUGAAGAUGCAGGAUUUGAAAUAAAUCGUCAAAACUUUAACUUUGACCUUCUAACAACAUUAGCACAUAGAUUCUAACAUUUAUAGAUUAGAUAUUUUCGAUUAUUGCUUUUUUCAGUCAAGUACAUGUUUUAAUAUACAUUGUGUACUUUUAUUUAAAAAUGAACACACCACUUUGACUGUAAAGGUGUGAAUAAACAGGACAAAACAUGUUAGAAAUACUUUCUAUGUGUAUAGAGAUAUUCAUAAAUCAUUUUUAAUUUUUAAUGAUGUUAAAAAUGAACUCCUUUAUAUGAUGUACAUAUUUGUUUUACAUGUGUUCUUACCUUUGCUUUUGAGUACACAUAAAUCCCUCUUAGUUCAUAUUUACUGGUUCACAUCUGAAAAAUCUUCUGGACCACUUCUGGAAGCAUAUUAUUAUUUACUUUAUACAUCAUUUGAGCAGUUGUGUUUUAUACGAGAUCAUUUACUUUUAAAAUGUGUGACUUUGUGAAUCAUUUGUUGGGUCUCAAUAAUCCAUUCUUUUAAUUAUCUUGAUUACUCUCUUUUGUAAUAUAAAUAUUGUUUUAUAAUGUAUGUCCCCUAGAACAUUAUAUGUGGAAGGUUAUGAAGGAUAGUUUUGUCUUUAAUAAUCUACAUU